AAUUUUUUGGAAAAUUUGUAAAUCAUAAUAGGUCAUGUGUACUCGUUUAUUAUAUGUAAAAUUUUAGCUAAAAAUGAAAGUGGUACUAAGUGGUUCAGGGUGGUACGAAAUCAUUUUUCUUGAAAUUAUGUUCUUAAAACUUCAAAUCUAAUAUCAAAAGUCAUCACUUUCCUUCUUGCAAAAAAAGAGUUAAAUCAAAAGGUUGAGUAAAAAUUAACUAAGGCAAGCUAUGAUAUUUUUUUUGGAUGGUUUUGGAGCUGCUGCACCUUACUGUUAAUCCAAAAAAAAAAAAAUGGAAAUAACGGAAGUCUUGACCGUUCCGUUCCUCAGUCAUUGUGAUUGGUAAUUAAAAAAUGAAAUUAAUAGUCCAAUCAAGAAGCGCCACCUGGCCUGACAGCAGCUACGGGCUGCAACCCGGGUUGCUGCCAAGUAUCGCCCCUCCUCCAAAUACAAAAGGGCACUCGAUCAGCGUAUUGUUCUUCCUCGUCUAGAUAUUCUUCCGUGUAGUUAGAAUUUUGUGUAGGAAUCGCUAAAGGAAGAUCAUGGCAUUUGGUGGAACAAGUAAGACCAUAACUCUCAAUCACCCCUAUGUCAUUCUCUGGACUUUUUGCUUUCUGUCUAAAAAAAAAACGAUAGGUUGAAUUAGUUGUAUUGUGCGUGUCCUUGUUCUCUCAAAGCUCCAUACUUGUUGGUUUGGAGCAAGUUGCUUUGCAAUACGGAUACUCAGAAUCUUGUGUUUGUGCGUCGUGAUCCAUCUUGAAACUAAAGCAUGCAUGAAUACAUAUUUUCAUUUAUUAAAUUUUAGUACAAUGAAUACUUAGAAUUCGAUAAUUUAUCGAAUGAACUUUUGAAUAGUUGAAAGAUACGAUGAAUAUUUAUAGGUUAUUUAAAAUAUUUAUAUAUGAAUAUGCACGAUUGAGAUAAUAAAAUGAACCUUACAAAUUAAGUUUAUCAAAAUAAUACAAAUUAUUAUAGUUGUACUAAAAUAAAAUUAGCGCACCAUAUACUUGAUUUUUAAAAUAUUUAUAUAUGAAUAUGCAAUAUUGAGAUAGUAAAAUGAACCUUUACGAAUUAAACUUAUCAAAACAUAACAAAUAAUAUUUGUUAUUAAAAUAAAAUUAGUACACCAUAUACAUGAUUUUUAGGUUAAAAUGCGUUUAUGUUAAUCAUAUACAUUAUAAUUAUAAUAAAAAUCUAUUGAGAUUUUAAUAACGGUUAACAUAAUAUUAAGUCUUUGUAUUUUUAUUAUACCAUCUUUACCCUUUUUAAUGAGAAGGAAAGACCGACAAAAGAAAAGAAGAUUCGGGAAGGAAACGGACGGCCAUCAAUGAUCAAACCCUUUCCGUGUCAACUACUCAAACUAGCGAGCAAGAAACACGUCAUUCCUUACCCGUUUCGCCUUUGUUUUAUUGGUUCUCCACAAACGCAGUUAGGUCGGCCAAUUUCCCCUUCUAUAAAUCGAUUCCAAUCCUCGCGUUUCUCCAUUCACCGAUUCACAAUUCAAUUCAAUUCAAAACUCUCUCCACAAUCAAAUCUUCGAUUCAGAGCUUUCUUACCAGCUUCUCAAGGUAACAUCCGGACCCGAUUUUCCCAUUUUUCUGUUCCUGUUCGUUCAGUUCUGCUUCGUUUGUGUUGAACGUUGGAUCUGGGGAUUGAUUAGCGUUCGUUCUAUCUGUUAAUUAGGGCUGUUAUGAUGACAUUCUUUUGCGGUCAAUUGUGAUCUCUUAGAUGGGAGUUCGAUUUUUGUGUUAUCAAAUUUAGGGUUUCGGUUGGAUCCUGGUAAUUUCGAUCGCGAGUUAUUGAACUAGGGUUUCUCGUCGUUUGAUUGAACAGAUGCAGAUCUUUGUCAAGACCUUGACGGGAAAGACCAUCACUCUCGAAGUCGAGAGCAGCGAUACCAUCGACAACGUGAAGGCGAAGAUCCAGGACAAGGAGGGAAUCCCUCCGGAUCAGCAGAGGCUGAUCUUCGCCGGAAAGCAGCUCGAGGACGGCAGGACUUUGGCCGAUUACAACAUCCAGAAGGAGUCGACCCUUCAUCUCGUUCUCCGUCUCCGUGGAGGCAUGCAGAUCUUCGUCAAGACUUUGACCGGAAAGACGAUUACUUUGGAGGUCGAGAGCUCCGACACCAUUGACAACGUCAAGGCGAAGAUCCAGGACAAGGAGGGUAUUCCUCCCGAUCAGCAGAGGUUAAUCUUCGCUGGCAAACAGCUCGAGGAUGGCAGGACCUUGGCCGACUACAAUAUCCAGAAGGAAUCCACCCUUCACCUGGUCCUCCGUCUGAGAGGUGGUAUGCAGAUAUUCGUGAAGACACUGACUGGCAAGACCAUUACUCUUGAGGUCGAGAGCAGUGACACUAUUGACAACGUUAAGGCCAAGAUCCAGGAUAAGGAAGGGAUCCCUCCAGAUCAGCAGAGGCUUAUCUUUGCAGGGAAGCAGCUUGAAGAUGGAAGGACUCUGGCAGAUUAUAACAUCCAGAAGGAGUCGACUCUCCAUCUCGUGCUCCGUUUGAGAGGUGGUAUGCAGAUUUUUGUGAAGACUUUGACUGGAAAGACCAUCACUCUUGAGGUUGAGAGCAGCGACACCAUUGAUAAUGUCAAGGCGAAGAUCCAGGAUAAGGAAGGGAUCCCUCCAGAUCAGCAGAGGCUCAUCUUUGCCGGGAAACAACUUGAGGAUGGGAGGACUUUGGCUGACUACAACAUCCAGAAGGAAUCCACCCUGCACUUGGUCCUGCGUCUAAGGGGAGGGAUGCAGAUUUUUGUCAAGACCUUGACUGGAAAGACCAUCACCCUGGAGGUGGAGAGCAGCGACACCAUUGACAAUGUGAAGGCCAAGAUUCAGGAUAAGGAGGGUAUCCCACCAGAUCAGCAGAGGCUCAUCUUUGCUGGAAAGCAGCUUGAGGAUGGAAGAACCCUGGCGGAUUACAAUAUCCAGAAAGAGUCUACUCUUCACCUGGUCCUGCGUCUCCGUGGUGGCUUCUAAAGUGUCUCGUCUCCCUGGUGCUGCUAUGGCUCCUGCCAUGACUUGCUGAAGGAUUUGGGUUAUCUUCUGAAGGAUGUUUUAGUUUCUGGUUGUCUGUGUGGUAGCCAAAUGGACCCUCAGUUUCAAUUUGUUUUAGUUUGUCCAGUACUUUGUUGGCUUUGGAUUGUGAACAAUCUAUAUUUCUGUUUGUUUAAUAAUGAAGUUGGGGAGUAUGUUCGUUUCUAUGGAUGCAUGUUCUCUACCUCUCUCUUGUUUGCAUGCCAAGGUUUGAUGAUAUCUUGGUUGGGCAGCGGCGACCUGCUGGCUGCUACUAUCUCUCUGUUUCAAAUUUCAGUGGUAUGCCGCCAGGGAUGAACCAUGUAGUCCUUGCAUCUCUACACUAAGCCAUUUAUGGUUUCAAACUCCGAUCGUGGAAGACAUCUGUCUUCUUUGAUUUCUAGUAAUAGACUAAAAUAGUGUAAUACCAGCUGACAGCCUGACAGGCCUGUGCUGUAUUAUUGAACGACUUUGUAUACUGUAUAAACCAUAACAAGUAAGAUCAAAAUUGGUAGAGAAGUAUAUGGUAAAAUCAAAACAAAAAAUUGAU
Linum trigynum is the source of this 3565-nucleotide messenger RNA. NCBI's taxonomy places the organism in Eukaryota, Viridiplantae, Streptophyta, Magnoliopsida, Malpighiales, Linaceae. The record is from the annotation of a GenBank genome assembly.